AUCUUAUUUUUUAUUCUUCCUCUUAUUUUUGUAACUUCAUUACUUUUUACACGUCUUAUUCAUCCUUUAUCUAUAUGUCUCACAUUAUUAAUACAAACUGUUAUGAUUUCGCUUGCGGCAGGGUUGAACAACAAUUCUUUUUGAUUUUCAUACAUUCUUUUUCUUAUUUUCUUAGGGGCUAUACUAGUGUUAUUUAUUUAUGUUGCCUCACUUGCUUCUAACGAACCAUUCAAAUUUUCAGCUACAGCUCUAAUAGUUAUUUCAAGAUUUUCUUUAUUUUUGACAAUUUUUAUAAUACUAAAAGACCCUCUUUAUAUUACUCCUGAUAUUUCUAUUAUUAGAUCAGCGAUUUCUUCAGAUAUGUUUUCACUUGAUACUACUUCUACUCUAGUAAGAACUAUUUAUAGACCUCCAGCAAUAUCUUUUACUUUAUUUAUAGUUCUUUACCUCCUAUUGACUCUUAUCGUUAUUGUAAAAAUUGUUAAUCUUUAUUCAAGACCACUUCGACUAUCCUAUUAA
Messenger RNA from Homarus americanus (American lobster), 519 nucleotides. NCBI's taxonomy places the organism in Eukaryota, Metazoa, Arthropoda, Malacostraca, Decapoda, Nephropidae. The record is from the annotation of a RefSeq genome assembly.